CACAGGCAUACAGGAGGAGUCGAGUGCAGCUAACUGGGCUUUUUGAUCAAACUCUACUUUCAUCAGCGUUUUGAUGUCGAAAGAGGACAACAACAAAACAAUGGAGCCACAGACGAAACGCUGGAAAGGGUCCGAGUGUGACACUGGCUCCUGGGCUGCGUAUCCUGUACUGUCAGAUGAGCAGUCACAAGACAUUGAGCUGAUAGAGGCGUUUGCUGCACCCAUUGUCAACAAGAAAGAGACAUCUCGACUUAUCCGGGAGCUGCACAACCUCUACCCGCUGAAGGGCCUUCAGCACAUAAAGAGGGUGCGAGCGGUCAAGGAGAAGGGCAGCCCUCACCCUCUGGAAGUCCUUGUGUGCCUCGUCAGUGAUGCACCAGACAUGAAGGCGGCCAGCGUGAACUCUCUGCUCCCCUCAGAUGGAGUAGACGGUGACGGAUUAGGUGAACUUUUUGUGGUUAAGGUCCCUGCACGUCCCCCCUUGACCCGACCCCAGUUUGAGCUGGCGAGCAAACACUGGCCCACCUCCUUUCAUGAGGACAAACAGGUGACCGUCGCCCUGAGAGGAGAACUCUUCAGUCCGCCUCAGAAAGCCAAGAUGCACAUGUACAUGAUGGCUGCUUUGACCGCUGCCAAGGAAGGGAAUGAGUUGGGAAUGGAGGCGGCGGGGGCCGUGGUGGUCGACCCAGCAAUGGAAAGAAUCAUUGCAGUGGGUCAUGACUGCAGAGGUGACCAUCCCCUUCAUCACGCAGUCAUGGUCUGCAUUGACCUUGUGGCUCGGAGCCAGGGCGGUGGAUGUUAUUCUUUUGAUAGAUAUCCUGCUUGCCGAUUUUCGUCGCCUAUUUCGGACACCUUUCAAAAGGCUUCUGAUGCAGAGGCGAGCUCUCAGCCAUACAUAUGCACUGGGUAUGACCUUUAUGUGACCCGGGAACCUUGUGUUAUGUGUGCCAUGGCGCUGGUACACUCCCGGAUAGGUCGUGUCUUCUAUGGGACUGCGUCUGCCGACGGGGCCUUAGGGACCAAAUAUAAAAUCCACUCGCAGAAAGAUUUGAACCAUCACUUUGAGGUUUACAAAGGAGUCUUGGGAAAGCAGUGUGAGGAUCUAAAUGGUUCUGACAGCCACAAUAAAAGGAAAGUUUACAAGAAAGUAGAUAAUGAAUGUAUUAAUUUCAUCAGCUGCCUGGAGCUGGAAAUUUGAUUUCUAAUUAUCACAGGUGUAAUUAAAUUAAUAAACCACUGUUUUACAUAAGCAUUUAUUUUUAAAUAAAGUUUUAAAUCAUGUGGUGUUUGCUGUAUUGAGAACAUGUGUGGAUGAAAACUAAUAAGAACCACCACAGUGCGCACUUACAGGCUCGUUGGAAGGAUUAAAGAGCCAAUGACCCUGAAGACUAACUUUGGGUACGUUAGGGCGUAGGUCCAGAUGAGGGAGCAUUUGUUUUAAAUAGAAUGCAAAACAGCUCAGAAACAGAAUUAAGCUGCAGAUUUGAAUCUGGUUAUGCACCACCUACAGGCAACAGAGGUCCCAGUUUUUCUUUUUGAAGAUGCUGGUUUGUGGGUGUGCAAUCUUGGAAAGCACGCCCACUAUACUGUAAAACUGUUGACAGGACACCUUGAACUGCAGACAAGGUCAACCAUGACUAUUAGGAAUUUUGGAUCCCUGCAGUCUCACAGACUACACCAGUCCCACCCACUUUACUUCAAGACACCCUGUGUAACAACUUCCUGGAUUACUGGACUUAUUUCAACCCAAGCCAUGUUUUCUUAAACCUAACCAAACUGUGACGGUUUAGAGGGUGUGUCCUGUAGUACUGCAGACCCGCAGAUAGACUUAUUUACAUGCACCACGCUAGAAAUAUUCAUCGGACUGAGUGGCUGCCAUCUUUGGGUCCAUUGUCCAGUUCUAAUAAUACAUCCAUGCUGUUCACACGCAGACAGACCUACCUGACUUGAUGGCCAAUGUUUCAGGGCUUCCACUGCAGCUGCAUCUGUCAAUACUACUCGGACUACGAACUGAAACCACAACGCUUCCGAUACCAAAAUCUUGUCCCUUGCCAACAGAUGAUGCAUUCAUAUGCAGAUAUCUGUUUAUGGAGAUUACUUUGUGUCUAGGUUUUCAUUUAAAAUUGUUUUCUCAUAAACAUUGACUGUUAAUACAGUCAAUGUUUAUCUUGUUAAGAUUUUGUGAAGUUUGAUGUAUCAAGAUUGGAGAUGCUAUAAUUUUCCUUGUUGGCAGCGGUUUGGAAGUGCAGGUGGUACGCCUCUUCCAUUGACUUGACUAACAGUGACAUCGUAUGUCCUUGUUUUUCAGUAUGUUGGGGAGAGCAGGGUGAGUUGAGCCUGAACUUAAAGUGAGGACAUGGCAGUAAUGUCUCCAACUGACAUUUCAGGAUGUGGUCUCUGGGAAUAAUCACUUUGGAUCCAAAAUAAACUGUCUCUUUGCUCAACUUGCCCCACAUGAGUAAGUUGAGCCACAUGGGAGUAAGGGUCAAAUGUCAUGCCAACUCAAAUGACAGUUGACAUUUCAUUGCAGCUACAUUUUUGAUAUAGGUCCUAGUUGUUUUGUAUCAAUGUAUAAAGUCAUCCUGUCAAUCUUCAUGUCCCGUGCCACCUGACGUAUGGGCUUCCCAUUCUGUAGCUCUCCCACUGCUCUGUCCACAACAGGAGUUGAAGCCCUGUCUGUCUCCCAUUUAUAGAGGCAUGGCAUAAUAGUUUCUGGUCUGAAAUUCACAUCAUUUUGGUGAUAAAAUGAAGAAUGUACAAUUACAAUAAAAUAGCUGGCUCAACUUCC
Micropterus salmoides (largemouth bass) is the source of this 2788-nucleotide messenger RNA. It is a transcript of the gene adat3, whose product is annotated as adenosine deaminase tRNA specific 3. NCBI's taxonomy places the organism in Eukaryota, Metazoa, Chordata, Actinopteri, Centrarchiformes, Centrarchidae. Gene Ontology annotation, molecular function: tRNA-specific adenosine-34 deaminase activity. Gene Ontology annotation, biological process: tRNA wobble adenosine to inosine editing. The record is from RefSeq and is a predicted model, not a curated record. Gene Ontology annotation, cellular component: cytoplasm; nucleus.